Molecule: messenger RNA, 1226 nt
Organism: Seminavis robusta
Lineage: Eukaryota; Bacillariophyta; Bacillariophyceae; Naviculales; Naviculaceae
Source: the annotation of a GenBank genome assembly
UUAGUAGGCCUAAAGAAAAACAUUCCAAAAAGAUCCAAAAGAUCCAGACAAUCUGCCGAACCCACCCAGCUACCGGUAGCCAGAUCGCCUUCUCAAAUUCGGCAUCCCUCCACAACCCAACCUCCCAAAAGACCUUCCCAACUCGAAGAAAGAAGAUAGUUGUGACCAUGGUGCUCUCUGUUAGCAGACUUGCAGCGGCUCGUAUGCCCUUGAAGAACUGCCUGUUUCAGCAGCAAGCUUCGUCUCCCUGGCGAGCAACAGCUGGAAUGGCCAGGCAAUUCUGCAGCAAAGGCGGCGAUAAAACUCCCACUGACCCUGCAUUGGAGCGGUUGUUCAAGCACAAUCGUGAGUGGGUUGAUAAGGUUAACAAGGAAGACCCCAAUUUCUUUCCCAAAUUGGGAUCUGGUCAAUCUCCUGAGUUUCUCUACAUUGGCUGCUCGGAUUCCCGUGUGGAGAUCAGUAGUUUGAUUGGAUUGGAAAUGGGAGAACUUUUCGUCCACCGCAACAUUGCCAACAUGGUUGUCAGCUCUGAUCUCAAUCUACUGGCUGUGAUGACAUAUGCUGUGGAGCACUUGAAAGUGAAACACAUUCUCGUUACCGGUCAUUAUGACUGUGGUGGUGUUCGCGCUGGAAUGGGCAACAAAGAUAUUGGACCUGUGUUGGAUGCGUGGGUGCAGAACAUUCGAGAUGUCUACCGAUUGCAUCAGGAUGAGCUGGAUGCUAUUGUGGAUGACGAAGCACGCCAUCGCCGCCUUGUUGAGUUGAAUGUGGCCGAGCAAUGUCUGAAUGUUUACAAGACUGCAGUCGUCCAAAAGAGGCGAUAUGAGACACAUGCCGAUCCUGAGGCUCCGUUUGCUUAUCCAAGAGUUCAUGGACUGGUGUUUGACCCAGCCACUGGCCUCGUUUCCAAGGUUCCCUCCGAUUACCGUCGUACUGUCAAGGUGUUGAGGGGUAUGUACGAUCUCUUUGAUGAAAAAGACUUCAAGGCUCCCAAGGGCUUCCUUCUCAAAAAGAAGUAAACAAAACAGUGGAAGAAAAAACAAAGAGAUUGUGGCGGGAACGGUUGCUUCUGACUGUUUGUUUUGGAUUUUGUGUGGAGAGUACCGGUACCAUAGGAUGAAAGAAGUCCUAGUAACACCAAGGCAUUUUUGCAGUAAUGCCCUUGAACAAUCUAACUAGCUAGCUGUGUAGUGAUACUCAAGUUUCUAGGUCCCCAGUUUUAUUCU